AUGGCCUGGAGACAGAAAAGAGAUGGUGGGAGUCCCUCAAACUGGUUCAGAGCAGAUUGGAGCACCUACAGGUCACUUUCUUUAUUCUUCAUCCUUGUGACUUCAGUGAAUUCAAUAGAUGUUAUUGACUUGGAGAAUCCUAUCUUCCCAGGUACUGUCAUUUGCUAUGAAAAUAGAAUGGCAGUGGAAUUUUCAAGCAAUAUGGGCACCAAAAACUGGCAUGCAUCUGUGGUGGAUCCCUUUAGUUUUGAACUGUUGAACUGCACUUCUGUCCUGGACCCAGAAAAACUCAUCCUGAAGGCCCCAUAUGAGAACUGUACCAGGAGAGUGGUUGGCCAGCACCAGAUGAGUGUCAAACUCACAGACAACAAUGCUAUUUCAAGACCUAUGGCUUUCAUAUAUCGGAUCAGCUGUCCCAUUGUGCAAGCAGAAGAAACCCAUGAACAUGCAGGAGCCACUAUCUGCAGAAAGGAUUCCAUGUCUUUUACCUUUAAUGUUAUUCCUGGCAUGGCUGAUGAAAAUGAGGAUCCCAAGACUCUGAGAUGGUUCAUGGAGGUUGGUGAUGGUGCAGAAGCCCAAAAUCUGACUCUUCAGCAGGCCGAGGCACAAGGAUAUAAUCUCCUCUUUGAUAACCACAAGCUAAGUGUCCAAAUGUCACUCAAUGCCACUGGAGUGACUCACUAUGCGCAAGGUAACAGUCAGCUCUACACAGCGCCUCUGAAGUUGAUACAAGAAUCUCCUGGGCAGAAGCUCAUCUUAACAGCACAAGUGCUUUGUAUGUCAGAUCCCGUGACCUGUAAUGCCACACAUGUGACGCUCACCAUACCAGAGUUUCCUGGGAAGUUAGAAUCUGUGAGCUUUGAAAACAGGAGCUUUGCCGUAAGCCAGCUGCGUGACCAUGGGAUCAAUAAAGAAGAAUCCAAGGGCUUGAGAUUGCACUUCAGCAAAACUCUUCUCAAAAUCAAAUCCUCGGAAAAAUGCCUACCCUAUCAGUUCUACUUAGCUUCACUCAAGCUGACCUUUGCCUUUAAAAUGGAGACUGUAUCCAUGGUGGUUUUUCCCGAGUGUGUCUGUGAGUCACCAGUUUCUAUAGUUAUAGGUGACUUGUGUACCCAGGAUGGGUUUAUGGAUGUCAAGGUCUACAGCCACCAAACAAAACCAGCUCUAAACUUGGAUACCCUCAGGGUGGGAGACUCCUCCUGCCGACCUACCUUCAAGGUUCCAUCUCAAGGGCUGAUACUGUUUCACAUCCCUCUGAAUGGAUGUGGAACAAGACAAAAGUUCAAGGAUGACAAAGUCAUCUACGAAAAUGAAAUACACGCUCUCUGGGAGGAUCUCCCACCACGCACAAUUUCCAGAGAUAGUGAAUUCAGAAUGACCGUGAAAUGCCAUUACAGCAGAGAUGACCUGUUAAUAAACACCGAUGUCCAAAGUCUACCUCCUCCAGUGGCCGCAGUGAGGCCAGGUCCACUUGCCUUGAGCCUGCAAACCUACCCAGAUAAAUUCUACCUUCGACCUUAUGGGGACAAGGAGUACCCUGUGGUGAGAUACCUCCGCCAACCCAUUUACCUGGAACUAAGAGUCCUAAAUAGGGCUGACCCAAACAUCAAGCUGGUCUUAGAUGAUUGCUGGGCAACACCCACCAGGGACCCAGCCUCACUCCCCCAGUGGAAUAUUAUCAUGGAUGGCUGUGAAAACAACUUGGACAACCACAGAACCACCUUCCAUCCAGUUGGCUCCUCCGUGACGUAUCCUAAUCACUAUCAGAGGUUUGAUGUGAAGACCUUUGCCUUUGUAGCAGAGGCCCAAGUGCUCUCUAGCCUGGUGUACUUCCACUGCAGUGCGUUAAUCUGCAAUCAACUCUCUCCCGACUCCCCUCUGUGUUCUGUGACUUGCCCUGUGUCAUCCAGACACAGGCGAGCCACAGGCACCACUGAUGAAGAGAAAAUGACAGUAAGUCUCCCAGGACCCAUCCUCCUAUUGUCAGACGGCUCUACACUCAGAGACGCUGUGGACUUGAAAGGGCACGGGGCAGCCGGAUAUGCUGCUUUUAAGACUGUGGUGGCUGUGGUUGCCUUAGCAGGCCUGGUGGCAACUCUAGGCCUCAUUAGCUACCUGCGCAAGAGAAGAACCAUGAUGUUAAAUCACUAA
Messenger RNA from Ailuropoda melanoleuca (giant panda), 2151 nucleotides. It is a transcript of the gene ZP2, whose product is annotated as zona pellucida glycoprotein 2. Gene Ontology annotation, cellular component: egg coat. The record is from RefSeq and is a predicted model, not a curated record. The coding region runs from base 1 to 2151 and encodes 716 amino acids. Gene Ontology annotation, biological process: binding of sperm to zona pellucida; prevention of polyspermy. The transcript is spliced from 18 exons. Lineage: Eukaryota; Metazoa; Chordata; Mammalia; Carnivora; Ursidae. Gene Ontology annotation, molecular function: acrosin binding; structural constituent of egg coat.